UCGUUAAUCACAAAAAUUUACCGUUUCUAAUUGCAAUUAGUCAACACUUACUCAAAAAAAUUACUACUACUAGUUAUGUCUGCCGCGGAGGAGAAGAAGCCAAAAGCUUCAAAAGAGAAGAAGACCAAAACAGCUUCACAUCCUCCAUAUUUUCAGAUGAUUAAGGAGGCUUUGUUAGCUCUGAAAGAGAAAAACGGUUCAAGUCCUUACGCUAUAGCCAAAUUCAUGGAGGAGAAGUUUAAGUCGGUGCUUCCAGCGAAUUUCAAGAAGAUGUUGAAUCUGCAGCUGAAGAAUCAAGCUGCCAGAGAGAAGCUGGUGAAGAUCAAGGCUUCGUAUAAGCUAUCUGAAGCCGAGAAGCCGAAGAAGAGCACGAAGGUUACGAAGGGUGACGUGGCGGAGAAGAAGAAACAGAGCCAGAAAAGGAAGAGAAAUGUUACGGUUGGUGGUACGAAGAGUAAGAAAAAUGAGGCGGUUAAGAAGGUUGUGAAGAAGAAGAAAGGUAAGAAGGUUUCUGGGCCUGGGAAGCCCAAACAGCCCAAGUCCAUUAAGUCGAAUAAUAAUAAGAGGGCUAGAAAAGCUACUGUUGCUAAUGCUUGAAGUUAGAUUAUGAUGAUAGAUUAUUAGUGACUGAAACAAUGUAAUAUAUGUGUAAAAAUACGAAUAAUAACUAACUAGUUGUAGUAGUAUGCUCUCUUUUUGUUCAUGUAUCCUAAGCUCUCUAUUGUGUAUAUGAAUCAAGUGGAGCUUUUUAUACAUAUGUUAAAAUUUACUUUUUGAUA
Trifolium pratense (red clover) is the source of this 779-nucleotide messenger RNA. RefSeq names its product histone H1. Gene Ontology annotation, cellular component: nucleus; nucleosome. Gene Ontology annotation, biological process: chromosome condensation; nucleosome assembly; negative regulation of DNA recombination. The transcript is spliced from 2 exons. Lineage: Eukaryota; Viridiplantae; Streptophyta; Magnoliopsida; Fabales; Fabaceae. Bases 76 to 597 code for a protein of 173 amino acids. Gene Ontology annotation, molecular function: nucleosomal DNA binding; structural constituent of chromatin; double-stranded DNA binding. The record is from RefSeq and is a predicted model, not a curated record.